This is a messenger RNA of Cladocopium goreaui, 1113 nucleotides long. The record is from the annotation of a GenBank genome assembly. NCBI's taxonomy places the organism in Eukaryota, Dinophyceae, Suessiales, Symbiodiniaceae.
CACACAAAAGGCGCCAUGGCGCUGCCGAAGACCGCCUCAGUGCCCAUCUGGCAGCCCUUUGCAAAAGGCAAAUGGCCAGCCGGACUGCCACGAAGCACCUCAUUAUCGCGUAGCGUCCUGGCUGAUGUCUGUGCAGCUUUGGUCGUAGGUUUGGCGUUGGCAUUGAUGCUGGCACCCAUUGACCUGGCGAUGCUACGUGCCGGAAAGCCCGAGUCACCGGGGGCCAUUGCUUCAUUGGCCCAAGUCUUUGGCGAUUGCUUUCUGCGUCCCUUGAGCGUCCUGCCCGCCAUCGCCUGGACCUGGCUGACCUUCAGCGGGACCUACGCCGUGGCCAACGUGGUGCGCAGCAUUUGCACGGCGCGACAGCUGCCCCCCGCGGUCUAUGUUUGGCUGUUCACCACGGUGGUGCAGUGUGUCAUCAUGUGUUUGAAGGAUGCCUUCCUCACGGGUGGCAUUGCUCCCCCAUUGGCCGCGGUGGUGGUGUGGGUCCUGCGCGACCUGUCCUUCUCCCUGGUGGUCUUCGUUCUUCCGGAGCCCCUCAGCAGGUGGUUCACCUCGAAGGGCGUCACUUCGGUGGCCGGGGUGCCCAUCCAGGACUUGUUGCAGAUUCUGCUGCCGCAGCCCCUUCAACUCAUCACCAGCCCCUUGCACUUCUUGGGUGUCUCCUAUGUGGCCGCCGCCACUGCACAUCGACAGCUGUCCUUGGCGCAGCAUCUCCACACCGCCUUCCGUGAGUUCUGGUUGCGGGUGGGGAUCCGUUGUGCCCGGGUGCUGGUGCCCUAUUGCUUUGGUGCGGUGGCGAACCGGAGGUUGAGGAGUUUCUUCGAGACAUCGUUCAAACCGACGCUGGCGUUGCCCACGGUGAUCUCGGAACGUCGCGCUGCGGAACGACUUCAUCUUUGGGCCAUCAUCAGGAACAGUGUCCUACUGGCGACUCUGGCUAUUCUGGCAACCCUGCAUGGCUUGAGACUCUCCGGCCCACUGGCCAUCUUGGUGGGUGCGUCACACGCCAUCACACGCCACGAUGUCUUGCGUCGGAAAUGUUAGGCGAAACCCAUGGGGAAGCCACGGACAAAAAGUCAAAAUCCAUCAAACUCACCAAGCCAAAUGCUG